AUGUCCUUUCAAGAAGUAGGUACGGGCUUUGUUCGCCAAUACUAUCAAUUCUUCUCCACCAACCGUGCCCAACUCGCUGGUGUGUACCGCCCGAAUUCCCUCAUGACGUGGGUGGGCGAGCAGCUGCAGGGCGGUGAGGCCAUUAUGGCCCGCUUUGCCACUCUCGGCUUUGACGAGGCGCAGUUCAAGCCGGAGGAUAUUGACUGCCAUCCCUCCGUGAGCGGCGGGGUGUUGGUGGUCGUCAACGGCGAAGUGCUGCUGAAGGGCGAGCGGCACACACUGAAGUUCAUUGACGUCUUCCACCUCGCACAGGACGGCGGCCAGUGGUACAUCUCCAAUCAGAUCUUCCGUAUUCUUGGUGGUGGCGGCCAGUAA
This is a messenger RNA of Trypanosoma theileri, 375 nucleotides long. Its product is annotated as putative nuclear transport factor 2. Gene Ontology annotation, biological process: nucleocytoplasmic transport. The coding region runs from base 1 to 375 and encodes 124 amino acids. The transcript has a single exon. Gene Ontology annotation, cellular component: nuclear pore central transport channel. The record is from RefSeq and is a predicted model, not a curated record. Lineage: Eukaryota; Euglenozoa; Kinetoplastea; Trypanosomatida; Trypanosomatidae.